GUAAAUUAGAAAUUAGACAUCCCAAAAACAGUAGUGGAGUGAGCUCUCUGUCGUCAACAAAACCUUCAGAGCCGUUUCUUUCCAAAUCUUUUUUUUCUACUUUAGCACCGUGCUGGACGGAUCUGCCAUAGAGGAUAUAUGUUUGGUAAAGGUGCGAAGCGGAAGCUGGACGAGGAUGAAGAGGGGCUGGAAGGCAAAACGAUGGAGGCGUCGGUGGCGGGAGGGGGACUAGGCCUCUGUCCGGAAGGCCUUUCCAAGGUAUCGUACACCCUUCAGCGGCAGACCAUCUUCAACAUCUCCCUGAUGAAGCUGUACAGCCAGCGGCCGCUUGGUGAGCCCAGCCUGGAGCGCCGAGUCCUCAUCAACAACAUGCUGCGACGCAUCCAGGACGAACUCAAGCAAGAAGGCUCCCUCCGGCCGCUGCUCCUGCCGCCCUCGCCGCCGCCCGACGACCCCAUGGAUGAGGGCUACCGCGAGGCGCCUUCCUUCGGUGUUUUGUCAGCGGCGGCGUCGGCUCAGGGGCCCCAACCUUCUGCGCUGCUGAUGCCGGUGAUCGUUCCGCCGCCUUCACCCCACCCGUCGGUGCCUCCCACCUGCCAGACAUCCCACGCCUGUCCCGAUCGUGUGGAGGCCUGCCCCGCCCCUCUGGAAGCCUGCCUCACUCCAGCCUCCUUACUGGAGGAGGACGGUGGAGAUUCAGCCUUUUGCGCUCCGUCUCCACCCACUCCUCCUCUGUCGCCUCCUCCUGCGCAGCCUCCACCGUUGCCGUCGGCCCUUCUGAGCCAGGCGUCCCCCAGGGUCCCUGUGCCUGCCUCGUCCAAUGACGGUUUCGCCUCCGCUCUGAGUGACAUGGAGUUGGGUCCUCCCACAGCCAUAACAAGGACAGCAGCAGCUAAUACUACGACCGUGACUACCUCCCCAACUCCCAUGCCACUCACCCAGCCCUCCCACUUAGCAGCCCUGUCCCCAGCACCGAUGGGACCACCCAGAGACUUCAGAGCCGUGGGUGCUAAACCAGAGGCAGCUAGCGUCUUGCUAGCAGAAAGCCGCUGUGCCGAGCUUCGGCCGCUGGACACUCUGCCCACACUGCCCCCUGUAGGCCUAGUAGACAUUUCCUCCUCUCCUUCCUCCUCUCCCUCCUCUUCCUCCCCCUCGGGGUUUCUCUCAGACUUGGCGCUGGACGAUGUCCUGUUCGCCGACAUCGACACGUCCAUGUAUGACUUUGACCCCUGUACGACAGCGGGGGCUGUCGGCAUGACGGCGGGCGGUGGCCUCGCCAAACUGUCGCCGAUGGUGACGGCGGACGACCUCCUCAAAUCACUGGCGUCGCCGUACAGCGGCCCCGCCCCCCAGGUUUCAGCCAAUCAGCCUUUCAAAAUUGAUCUGACAGAACUGGACCACAUCAUGGAGGUGUUGGUGGGUUCGUGACUAGCAGACACCACCUUUGAAACACAAAGACAGUUUAAUACGGAGAACAGACUGGAAUGAAAAUUUGGGAUGAAUUUAGGGUUUUUCCUGGUUGUUCUUUUUAUGUUUGUUUUUAAAUAACUCUCUUUAAAGGUCGGUAAUUGUAAGCAUCGAUGGUGAUGUCAAUUAGUACUACUAUGACAACUACUACUACUACACAACACUGUGCAUGCACUGUGCUCGCCUUUCCAAAUAUGGAAAUGAAGUAACCGGGAAACAAAGACACACAUAUGUUUGUAUUUCUAUACUUGUGAGGACCUCCAAUAACUACAUUCAUUCCCUAAUUUAAACCUAAUCCUAGUUCUAAUCUUUAACACGGACCUAAGCCUUAACCCUGAAAAGUUACUGUAAAUACAAAGAAAUGAGGACCGGCAGAUUGUCCUCAUUCUGGAGGAUCUUUGCAAUCAUUCUAUCCUUGUGAGGACAGUUAGUCCUCACAGGUAUAGAAAUACAAGUAAGCACACACACACACACGCACACUCAUACACUCACACACACACAUUGGAUUCAUGGCUUUUAGCAGAUGAGUGCCUUUCAAAAUGACCACUUAUUCAAUUCCUGUUUUUACAGUAUUUGUCUGUUUUUCUUUCUUUUUUUCCUAGAUCUUUUCACUUUAACAGCCUAGAGAGGUCACUCCCUCAACAUUUUUAAUUUAUUCUAUUGUAUUAAAAACUGUUAUUAAGUGAGGUAAUUUCUCAUGAUCAAAUAAUAAUUAUUUAAUCUUUUAUCUUAUUACAGAUGCUGUUUUAUUUGAAAAGCGAGCAUAAUAAGUUUUUAUGGAAUACAUUGUUUUACCAGUGUGCUACAUAUUAGCUUGGCUAUAUAAUUACGCUUCGGCAAUAGCUCUAAAAACACAUAGUGGUUUGUUGAAGCCCUUUUGAUAGAAGGAGGUGUCUGUUCUUGUACACAUUAUGUUUAUGAAUUCAGUUCAGGUUUUUAUGUGUUUUUUCUUUACCUUUCUAAUUGGCAGGCACGUAACUGUGUUGGAUGCUAUUUUACAUAAGCCCGGUUGUAUGGGCUAGUUAUCAUGCUUCAGUUUCAGCAGAAUUCAAAUGAGCUACACCCACAGGAACGUGUUUAUAUUGGAAGCAGCAGCAGCACCAACACAGAUCUUAGUGGGAUGGAGAACAUCUGAAAAGUCCAACUUAAGCAGACUCCAAACACCACUCUCCACCACAUGCUUUUUUUUUCUUUGAAUGCUUAAUUUGGCUUUACAGGACACAAAAGAAAUGUCACAAAUUGCAGCACCAUUGGUACUCUGUAGGUUUCUUAGAAUA
Molecule: messenger RNA, 2744 nt
Organism: Scomber japonicus (chub mackerel)
Lineage: Eukaryota; Metazoa; Chordata; Actinopteri; Scombriformes; Scombridae
Gene: sertad2b
Product: SERTA domain containing 2b
Exons: 2
Coding region: 139-1428 (429 amino acids)
Cellular component (GO): nucleus
Molecular function (GO): transcription regulator activity
Source: RefSeq, a predicted model, not a curated record